AAUUAGAAUGUUGUUUCUGGUUCAUUGCCGCGUAAUAAUACGAUACGAUAAACAUUGUGAAUUCGUAAACUUGUAAAACAAAUUAGUACAUACACGUAUUUUUCACUAAUUGAGCGAAAUAAGGAUAUAAUUUAGAUGAUCAUAAAAGUGUGCUUUUCGAACUGAGUGCGUCUAUCAUGUUUCGGCCGGCAGGCUAUUUCUCCGAUUCGGAAGGGGAUUCCGAUUUCGAUUACGACUUUUGUUACAGUAAAUCAGAGGCAAAAAAUGAAACUCCAAGGACGGAGGAUUCACCUCCGGUGAUGGUAGAGAAUAACGAUGAUCUGCUGUACAAGGGCGUCAUAGAGGGCGACUUGGUCGAAGUAAAACGAGUCCUGGAACUUGAUCGGUAUUUGCUGACCGGUUGUCUGCGGCAAGGUUGGCCUGUGUUGCUACUAGCAUGCAGCGAAGCUCAGUAUGAAAUAGUCAAAUAUUUGCUAGAGGAGCGGCGCCUUGAUGUGAAUCAACCGUACGGUUUGAAUACUGCCUUGAUGGCAGCUUGCGAGUCCAAACGUAAUCCUGAAGCGGUACUGAAGGUAGCAGAUCUGCUACUGGAAUUUGGAGCUGUGAUUAACUGCAAGGAUGCCUACGGAGUGACGCCGCUUAUGUUUGCCAUUAUGAACGAUCACACGGAAGUGGUGAAAUUGAUUAUUGAUCAAGUAGCAAUAGAAGCAACGGAUAAUGAAGGAUUGACUGCCCUGUUCCAUGCCGUCAACAAUAGACGGGAAGAUGUUGUUAGGAUGCUUCUGAAGGCUGGCGCCAUUGCGGACAUUGUGAACCGAAGGGGAUUCACUCCGAAGCAGGAGGCUGAAUUCAGAGGCUUCUUCGAAAUUGCCGAGUUGUUUCCAACCGAGACGAAUUUUUUCAACAUUCCUAGCAAGUACUUGAGCUACGCUCACUAUCAGGAUAUCACUCAAGGCGAGACGGAACAGGAAAUGCCUGGAUAUCACCAAGAGAUUGGACUGCUUUUGUACGGAAUGUAUAGCGAGCAACACUUGACAGUGUUUGCAAAGGAAGAUUUUAAUUUGCUACGAUUUCUAACACUGACGGACGAUGAUUUGAAGAAUCUGGACUUCAAGCUACCAUUUGAGCGGAAAAAGAUUCUGUUCGGUUUAAUAAAGUUCCAUCGGCAGGCUUGGAGCAAGCGAAGUAUGAAAAAGUUUCCCCAAGAUCAUCUAUACGAUUCGUAUGAUAUUCUCGAAAUGCUAAGCAACCAUCUCAAGCAGCUAACCGUGAUGCAAUCUUCGCUGAUUUUCGUAGCGCAAAUGAUGCCAGCUGAAGAAUUCAAGACUAAAUUCAAGCCAGAGCUGGACAACUGCCUACGUAAGGUAAAUCAAUUGCAACAGGCGAUUGCCAGCUUCGAUGAGGAAAUGAAACGAAUUCAUACCAUGACGGCACCACCACUAGUUCUACACGUCGAUAAAAAACGUUGCCAAACCGGACGGGUUUGUUGGUUUGCCCGGGCCCUAAAGCUUUCCCUACUUUCAGCGGUUGUUUCACUCAUAGUCUAUAAAAGACUAAAAGCGUGAUGAUAGUUCCUCAGGAUAAGAAAAUAUACUAUUUAAGCUU
Molecule: messenger RNA, 1605 nt
Organism: Ochlerotatus camptorhynchus
Lineage: Eukaryota; Metazoa; Arthropoda; Insecta; Diptera; Culicidae
Gene: Gasz
Product: gasz
Exons: 3
Coding region: 177-1565 (462 amino acids)
Biological process (GO): piRNA processing
Cellular component (GO): pi-body
Molecular function (GO): protein binding
Source: RefSeq, a predicted model, not a curated record